CGAUGCUACUAUGUUACAUGAAGCAAUCUUAACAUCGCUUGGCGAGGUCAUGAGGCUCUAGUUGCCUUUGGCCACUGGUUCUUCUAACCGUAGUAUUAAAACCAUGGGUGCCACCAGGAGGUCAUCCCAUAGAGGGGGAGAGAUUUCUGCGGAAACCAUCACAGGCGGCCAUCCAGGAUGGCGCCCUCACACUCGUUUAUGUUGUUUUUGUCUGUCAUUCUCACCCACCUGUGUUCACUCGUUCUUGCAGUGCCGUGGGUCGUCACGGAUUACUACGAACAGGCUAUCGUCACUGAAUCCCACUACUACACCACCGAGGUCAUAACAACAAUCCAGGAAGUUUCUCCGACGGCAACUUCCCUCCCCGAGGCCGUAUCGACUAUCACCUCCAUCGGCACCGGAUACUAUGCAGGAGAUGCUACUGUCAUUCAAAAGCUGUAUCCCACUGGCGUAGGGAAAGCCGUUGAUGACUACGAUUACCCCUACUACUACAGUGAUAAUUACCAUUCUACCAUCUUUAAGGUCUAUCUGACCUACUCAGCCCCGACAGGCUGCGCAACACAAUGGACACAGACCACUGCCGUCCCAGUGUCACCGCCCGUUGUGGUGCAAAAUUUACUGCCUCAGACCAGCAUGGAAACUUCAGUUUCGGUCGACUCCAGCGUGCCCUUCCAGCCGACCACCUACACGUAUGACGUGGUCUAUGUCGAUCCAACUCAGGUCCCCAGUAGCACUCUCGAAUCACUCAGUUACUACAACCGACCCACCUCCCUGUACACAGGUGCACAGUGCUAUUACACAAGUACAGACAGUUCCCGCUAUACCGGCGGUUAUUACUACGGGUACGACGACGACUACAACUGGUUCCUUGAUGACUACUAUAUGGGUAUCUCUCCGUUGGCGCUCACCCUUAUUCUCACCCUAGGUUGGAUUGGUCUUUUCUUAAUCCUUGGAUUUAUCGAGGCCUUCAUUCGGUUCCGCCGCCUGAUGACUGGCUGGCAAACUCGGCGUGGUCUGCCUGUCUGCUGGUCUCUCACCGUUAUCCCAAUUAGCCUGCUCCUUCUUUGUUUCUUCCGCAAGGGCUAUCGCGCCCGCUCCCAGGCUGACGCGGAGAUUCUGAAGAAGCGAUGGGAUGCCAUGGGGUUCUGGACAAAGCUGCGCCUGUUCUUCGUGUGGGGAUUUCGGUUCAAAUACCCACCCAUGCUGGGCCCGGCGCCAGCGCGCGUGAAGACCAGCAAGCAGCCGGGAAAGAACCCUGGACCCCGCCUACUGACGCCGAGCCCAUCACAGAGCGUGGCGCCGGACUCACGGCAGGGAUCCACCGCUGCACGUAGUGCUGGGGACCUUGAAAUGGCGGAAGCAUCCCUGGAACCUUUGCAGCAUUCCUCGCAGGCUGCUGCCUCUCCAUCGACCGCAUCGGGGGCACUCCCAUCUCAUCAUGAUGACCAGGUUGGUCGAGCGCACUGAGCGGCAUGCUGGUUGUUGGGAGGAAAAUGCUGGCUACUUACCAUCGUCGGGGUAAGAUACGAAGCAGCCGUAGCGUAAUGACGACUUGAAGGUCCUGCCACCACCUGUCCUUAUCUUUUGUUCGUCAUAUAGUUCUAUAGAGGGCCUCCUUGGGCUCUACACGCCUCACUACUCUAUUUCGGCUUCUAUUGAGCCUGGGGCUUCG
Messenger RNA from Aspergillus caelatus, 1672 nucleotides. RefSeq lists its product as uncharacterized. The coding region runs from base 178 to 1467 and encodes 429 amino acids. The record is from RefSeq and is a predicted model, not a curated record. Lineage: Eukaryota; Fungi; Ascomycota; Eurotiomycetes; Eurotiales; Aspergillaceae. The transcript has a single exon.